GGUGCGUACUUCACAGUGGUAAUAUAUUUACAAACAUGAAUCAUGGCGACGAGAGCGCCGGAAAAUUUUCUGAAUUCUGACAGUUUGUCUUCAAAAAGUAAAUUAGUGGUUAAGACACCGUUAACACAAAGGCGAUACACACCAUAUACGAAGUCCAACCAGCGAGGACAAGGUGUUACUAAGACUCCUUUGCCAAGUAUACACCAAAGACGAAGCCACACAACACAAGGGCCAAAACACAAAAACAAGCAACAACGGUCAGUUGAACUCAGCAAGGAUACAUCCAGAGACAUUUCCACGAUAAUAGCAAACAAAUCAUGGCGAGUUUAUCGAGUUUCGCCUUUAUACUGCUUCAAAACGGAUGAGAAAUCUUUAAAGUUGUAUGAAAGACGUCUGAAUAGCUUUUUGGCAGUCGAGACCUCUGGGAUCACUUCUGUUCCAAGUUUAAACACUAGAAAAAAAUCGACUUUUAGCAUAUUCAAAGGGGAUACUGAAGGUGAUUACGGUGUUGAGAUUAAACUAAUAACAAAUGAAGGAAAUGAGAAUGCGUCUAAAGAAGAAUUAUGCGCAGUUUUAUGUUGUAUGGGAAGUGUUAAAACGGUUUUAAAGAGUAACUUGAGCUCAUUACCUGUAUGCUUGAUAAAAAGCUCCGUUUUACUCAAGGACUUAUUUCUUCAAUGGCUGGAGAACGAGUUUGGCUGCAGAGCUUGUCCAUUAUUGUUUUCUCCAACUGACUUGGCAUGGUUGGCCUCAUUAUGCAUUGGAAUUGGUGAACCUACCACAUCUAUCGAAUUUACAUACUCUGUUCCUGCAGUUGUACCAGACCUGGACACCAUUACUUUUAAAAUGGAUGCUAAAGAUGCAAGACGAAUUUGGAAUUUGGUUCACAACCCAAAGCAACCAUUUUUCACAAACGAUGAAGCAAUUCGGAUUUUAAAAUCCAUGGAAACUCAUUUUUAUCACCAUUUUAAAGUACAUUUAAACCAAAUGCAGCUUAAAACAGUUGGCACAUCAGUUGCUUAUAUUGGUCAUGAAGGACGGAUUAAGUUCUUUCAAGAGCCUUAUGUAUGCUAUAUUCUACAGCAGUUGAUAGAAUUAGCAAAUACCUAAUUUUUCUACUAUUUACAGAUUAGAUGUCAUUUGUAUAUAUUAACAAUGUAAUCAAUAAAGUUGCACAUAUAUUCUUGGUCAUAGCAGUUUCAUAUUUGA
Messenger RNA from Dendronephthya gigantea, 1209 nucleotides. Its product is annotated as centromere protein L-like. The record is from RefSeq and is a predicted model, not a curated record. The transcript has a single exon. The coding region runs from base 43 to 1110 and encodes 355 amino acids. NCBI's taxonomy places the organism in Eukaryota, Metazoa, Cnidaria, Anthozoa, Malacalcyonacea, Nephtheidae.